GUUACGUCACAAUUGAGUACAUCUUAGAAGCCAGUAGGAGACCUUCAUCUUAAGAUAAUUAGCGUCCAGUGUCUGUCAUCUGCUACAGUCAGUGCAGUGCGAGCCAUGGAGCGAGCAGCGUGGGUGAAGGAGCAGCUUGUGCCGGCCAUGCUGGCCCGUGGAAGUUUCGACAACUGGAGCAAACACCGCCUGGAAACCACAAAAUGUCACGUGGUACACAAAGGAGGGGGUGGAGAUCACUUCACUUCCACCAUAUUCUUCAUUAACUUGGAAUUGAAGUUCGAACAUCAGACACCGAAGGUGUACCAUAUGCUACUGAAAAUAUCACCGGAAGAUCCGAUAUACCGGAAGUACAUAGAUGCGGAUAUUCUCUUCCAUAAUGAGACCCUCAUGUACAACGAAGUCAUCCCCUCCUUCAAAGAAUUACUGAAGAAGCGACAGGCAGUUUCACUGGGACAGAUUUUCCCGAAAUGUUACUACGCGAAAUGUGGCGCUGGUGACACCGACAUUGUUGUGCUGGAGAACAUGGCGCCUCGAGGCUUCAGACCAUCAGCUGACAAGCUGUCCUUGGACUACGAUCACUGUGCAAUCGCACUGAGUCACCUGGCGCGGUACCACGCUAUCUCUUACGCAAUGAAGAAGCUGGAGCCCUCAGCGUUUCAUGCCAUGGUAAAGAAGUCCAGGGCACAGAACUACGCGAACAGCUCCCCAGAAGAUAUGACAUACUUUCUGAAGAAGACGUCUUACAGGGGUGUCAGAUACGUGGAGGCUCGACAGGAGCUGGACCAAGCGACUCUAGACAGGCUGAAGGAUCGUCUGGAGGUUGCAGGGCAACUCUUCUCGGACUUGAUGGCGCCCAAGGAGCCACUGGCUGUGAUGUGCCAUGGAGAUUUCUGCAGAAACAACAUCCUGUUCCGAUAUGACUCUGGGAAGCCAUGUGACGCCAUACUGUUUGAUUUCCAGAACGUGAAGUAUGGUUCUCCAGUUAUUGACCUAUCGCUUCUUAUGUACCUCAACAUGUCAUCGGAACUCAGGGCCCAGCAUUGGGACGAUUUGUUCGGUGAGUAUCAUGUCGCGCUGACAGGGACUCUCGCUGAGAUCCUAGGCUGCUCUGUUGAGGAACUGUUGCCAGACUUUGGAUUGGAAGAGUUCCGCAAGGAAUUUGUUGGCCACUGCCUCUACGGCUACCUGAUCUGCAGCUUCUUCCUGCCUCAGAUGCUGGUGGAGCAGAAGGACCAGAUGGAUUACAGUUCCUUCUAUCUGAGGACUAUCCGUGAGGUGGCCCAUCAGUGCUGUGACCUUGGGGGGGAACUGGCUACCCAGAAGUUGGCUGACAUUUUGAAGCAUGUGGCAGCAGUGGGUGGCAUUUAAACCAGCUGUAGCGGGGAGGAUUCAUGUCAACUAGUGAUGUGUGCCUUGGAAGUAAGAGUGGCUUUUACGUUCGAUGCUUGUGUUGAGGUUCUCUGCUAGAAUAUCAGUGAAAUAAUGGAGAGACUCCCGAAAUGUUUACGUAAAUGUUAUCUAUCUUCGAACCUUGGACUGUUCUGGUAUGAGUGACUGUUGCUGGCCCUUAGAAGCUUUCAGUUGUUCUAGCAAAGAAUUCACGGCGCUGUAGUUAAUUGACACACAGUGUAAUUUCCUCGUGAUGAAAUUUUUAUGAGUUCUUACUCUUCUCUGAGAACACGGUAUGUCUUUUAAUUUGCUAGUUCUGUUAUCCUGUCACAAGAGCUUGUACCGUGACCCUAUUGUGAGCCCGCUGAUUCCAAUACACAUUCUCCCUUUUACUUUAUGAUCCAUUUUAAUAGUAAAAUAUAAUCUGCACAGUGUAUGCAUGUACAUCUCGAAAUUGGUUGCUUCCCUUUAGCUUUCCCAGUCAACAUUUUAAGCCCACUUAUCAACUCGACCAUGAGUACUACGUGUCCUAAAAGCCGCUAAAUGAAUGUCAUCACAUAUGCAUUACUGAAAGAAGCAUUUCUUGUGUCUUCCCUUGCGUCAUUGAAAGCCAAACAUAUCUGCAAUGGAAGUUGAUGUUUGCUGAAGCUUACGCAUUUUGCGAAUAUCGAUCUAUUAUUGUUCAUUAUUUCGGGAUCUGAAAUGAAGUGGCGCCACCAAGUGACAACGAAUCUGACUAUUUUUUUUAUUGCUAGUGGGGUGGGACUAAGUCCCUUGCACUGCGGUCA
Cryptotermes secundus is the source of this 2180-nucleotide messenger RNA. RefSeq lists its product as uncharacterized. Lineage: Eukaryota; Metazoa; Arthropoda; Insecta; Blattodea; Kalotermitidae. Bases 106 to 1371 code for a protein of 421 amino acids. The transcript has a single exon. The record is from RefSeq and is a predicted model, not a curated record.